Messenger RNA from Neopelma chrysocephalum (saffron-crested tyrant-manakin), 7422 nucleotides. It is a transcript of the gene KMT2E, whose product is annotated as lysine methyltransferase 2E. Gene Ontology annotation, molecular function: protein binding. The coding region runs from base 599 to 6178 and encodes 1859 amino acids. NCBI's taxonomy places the organism in Eukaryota, Metazoa, Chordata, Aves, Passeriformes, Pipridae. The record is from RefSeq and is a predicted model, not a curated record. The transcript is spliced from 30 exons.
AGAAGGGAGCGUAGGAGGCUGGAGGGAGGGAGGCACGGGAGCAGCGGCGGCAGCAGCGGCGUUUGUACACAGGUCCCAGGGCAAGGGCGCCUCUGAGCUGGUCCCUGUAGGGUUCUGCGCACUGAGCUAGGUUUGGGGGGAGGGGGGGGCUCCUCUUUCCCUUUUCUUUCUUUUACUAGAGCCUGCUGAGGGCUGAGUCCUGUCUAGGGUAGGGAUAUCCGCAGUGGGGCUGUUGCAUUGUUUUGGUUGGGAUAGAGAAGGGGCUCAGCUGAGGGGUCCUGCUGCCUGGCCUGCGACCAUUACAGUCCCAUAUUUUGUCUAACUUCCACUGAGAGAAGAAAAGGAGUGAAGAGAGAGAAGAGGUUAAAUGUCUUGCAGAGGUGAGCUACCAGUGUAGCAAAUGACUGUACCUUUCACAGUACAUCAAGUACUGCUUGAUUUCUUCUGGCUUGAAAAAUAUGCUUCAUGAUUAGUAAAAAUAAAGGGUUUGUGGAUGCACUUAGAUGUUUGCAAUGAGCACUGUGGCUGGCAUGCCCCAGUGUUUUGGAUACCAAUGCAUAGGACUCCGUAGUAAUCGAAUUUAUCAGAAACGAACGUCAUGAGCAUAGUGAUCCCAUUGGGGGUUGACACAGCAGAUACUUCUUAUUUGGAAAUGGCUGCAGGCUCAGAACCAGAAUCUGUAGAAGCUAGCCCUGUGGUAGUUGAAAAAUCGAACAGUUAUCCGCACCAGUUGUAUACCAGCAGCUCGCAUUCACACAGUUACAUUGGUUUGCCCUAUGCAGACCAUAACUAUGGUGCUCGGCCUCCUCCAACGCCUCCAGCUUCUCCUCCUCCAUCAGUGCUUAUAAGCAAGAAUGAAGUAGGCAUAUUUACCACUCCCAACUUUGAUGAAACCUCCAGUGCUACUACCAUCAGUACGUCAGAGGAUGGAAGCUAUGGAACUGAUAUUACCAGAUGCAUUUGUGGCUUUACACAUGAUGAUGGAUAUAUGAUCUGUUGUGACAAAUGCAGUGUCUGGCAGCACAUUGACUGCAUGGGGAUUGACAGACAGCAUAUUCCUGACAUAUAUCUGUGUGAACGUUGUCAACCCAGGAGUUUAGAUAAAGAAAGGGCAGUGUUGUUGCAACGAAGGAAAAGGGAAAAUAUGUCAGAUGGGGAUACCAGCGCAACAGAGAGUGGUGAUGAGGUUCCUGUGGAACUGUAUACUGCUUUUCAGCAUACACCAACGACAAUUACUUUAACUGCUACAAGAGUUACAAAAGUCAAUGAUAAGAAGAGGAAAAAAAGUGGGGAGAAAGAACAGAACAUAGCAAAAUGUAAAAAAGCAUUUCGAGAAGGAUCCAGGAAAUCUUCACGAGUAAAGGGUUCAGCUCCAGAGAUUGAUCCUACUGACACUUCAAACUUUGGAUGGGAAAAUAAAAUCAAGGCAUGGAUGGAUCGUUAUGAAGAAGCAAAUAAUAACCAGUACAGUGAAGGUGUCCAGAGGGAGGCACAAAAAAUAGCUCUGAGAUUAGGCAAUGGAAAUGACAAAAAAGAAGUCAGCACCAGCAAUUUGAUUUUCAAACCUCCAGUAGAGAGUUACGUGCAAAAAAACAAGAAAAUUUUAAAAGCUGCCAAAGACUUGCCUCCCGAUGCACUUAUUAUUGAAUACAGAGGAAAGUUCAUGCUGAGAGAACAAUUUGAAGCUAAUGGAUAUUUCUUUAAAAGGCCCUACCCAUUUGUUUUAUUUUAUUCCAAAUUCCAUGGGCUAGAAAUGUGUGUUGAUGCAAGGACUUUCGGGAAUGAAGCUCGAUUUAUCAGGCGUUCAUGUACGCCAAAUGCAGAGGUGAGGCAUGUAAUUGAAGAUGGAACAAUUCAUCUUUAUAUUUACUCCAUCCAUAACAUUCCAAAGGGAGCAGAGAUUACUAUAGCAUUUGAUUUUGAUUAUGGAAAUUGUAAAUACAAAGUGGAUUGUGCUUGCCUCAAAGAAAAUCCUGAAUGUCCAGUUCUCAGACGUUCUGAGCCUACAGAAAACAUCAAUACUGGAUAUGAAACCAGAAGGAAAAAGGGAAAGAAGGAGAAAGAUGUUUCAAGAGAAAAGGAGACUCAAAAUCAGAACAUCACACUGGACUGUGAAGGAGCAGCCACCAAAAUGAAAAUCACAGAUAAUAAGCAGAGAAAGCUCUCUCCCCUCAGGCUGUCCAUUUCUAAUAAUCAGGAGCCAGAUUUUAUUGAUGAUAUAGAAGAAAAAACUCCCAUUAGCAAUGAAGUAGAAAUGGAAUCAGAGGAGCAGAUUGCAGAAAGGAAAAGGAAGAUGACAAGAGAAGAACGGAAAAUGGAAGCUAUCUUGCAAGCUUUUGCCAGACUAGAAAAACGAGAAAAAAGAAGAGAACAGGCUUUGGAAAGAAUCAGCACAGCAAAAACUGAGGUUAAAUCGGAAUGCAAGGAAACACAGAUUCUCAAUGAUGCUGAAUUUAUUCAGGAACCUGCAAAAGAAGAAACUGCCACCAAGCCUACCCCAGCCAAAGUUAAUAGAGCUAAACAGAGAAAAAGCUUCUCACGGAGUAGAACUCACAUUGGACAGCAGCGCAGACGGCACAGAACUGUCAGCAUGUGUUCAGAUAUCCAGCCAUCUUCUCCUGACGUGGAAGUAACUUCACAACAUAAUGAAACUGAGAAUGCUGCACUGGUAGCUGAGCCUGAAGCGGAAACUGUUGUUACAGAAAUGGUUACUGAAACAGAAGCUCCAGCACUUAGUAAAUGCCCUACUAAGUAUCCUAAAACAAAGAAGCACUUGGUCAGUGAAUGGUUAAGUGAAAAGAGUGAUAAAGCAGGGAAACCUACAGACAGUCUACCAGAAAGGCCUCUACGAAUAACUACAGACCCUGAAGUUCUGGCUACUCAGCUGAAUUCUUUACCUGGUCUCACUUACAGUCCACAUGUUUAUUCAACUCCAAAGCACUAUAUUCGUUUUACUUCACCAUUCCUUUCAGAAAAAAGGAGAAAAAAAGAACCUGUGGAAAACAUUACUGGCUCUUGUAAGAAGCGUUGGUUGAAGCAGGCUUUGGAAGAAGAAAAUUCAACGAUUGAUAGAUUUAAUUCACCAUCACAAGAGAGAUCUAGAAGUCCAGCCAUCAAUGGUGAACAUAAAAGUCCUCUAUUGCUGAAUGACAGCUGUUCCUUAACAGAUCUAACCACACCACUGAAAAAGCGAAGGCUGUAUCAGCUGUUGGAGUCUGCAUUCUCAGAAACCUCCACACCUACUCCUUCUCCCUAUGCCACACCAACCCAUGCUGACAUCACUGCCUCCGAGCCAUCCUUGUUUGCUACUCCUCCUAGGGUAAAAACAGAAGAUGAAGCUUGUAGAAAUGGUUACAAACCCAUAUAUUCACCAGUUACUCCUGUAACUCCAUGUAUACAUGGAAAUACCAUGCACUUUGAGAAUAUUUCUUCACCUGACAGUUCCCCAGAAAUAAAAAGGCGAGCUUACAGUCAAGAGGGUUAUGACAGAGCAUCGAUUCUAGCACUGAAUUCUUUCAGAAAUUCCAGCCUGACAGAAAUGGGCCUGCAAGAAAUAAAGACUAUUGGAUAUUCUAGUCCAAGGAAUAGGACUGAUGUCACACGGCAGUGCACUGGAGAAAUGGAAUCUGUGUCAGACCUCCAGCUGGGACUCGAAGUAAUUGAGCAAAGUGCACUGCAUAAAAACCUGGAAGCCCCCACACAUGAUAGGACUGAUGCAAACAGCCAACUAGAAACUGCUCAUUGUGGACGGGGCACAAUUUACUCUUCCUGGGUAAAAAGUCCUGACAGGACAGGUGUAAAUUUCUCAAUGAAUUCUAAUUUGAGGGACUUGACCCCUUCACAUCAGUUGGAGGUAGGAGGUGGAUUCAGAAUAAGCGAGUCCAAGUGCCCAAUUCAAGAUGAUGGAAGAGGCAUGUUCAUGGAAGCAUCUGUUUUUUGUACUUCAGAAGAUGGAAUUGCACCUGGCUUUGGAAGGACUGUCAAUAACGACAAUUUGAUGGAUGGAAAUUGCACACCUCAGAAUCCUCCACAAAAGAAAAAGGUGUCCUUGUUAGAAUACCGUAAGAGACAACGAGAAGCUCGAAAAAGUGGCUCAAAGACAGACAACUUCCCCCUGGUUACUGUAUCUCCUCAUGCUGCUGGUGGAGGAAAUACAAGUAAUAACAAUGGUGCUAAUGAUGGGUAUAACAACAGUGGUGAAAAUGGGGAGCAAACUGAUAACACUGCAAGCCUGCCUUUACCACUGCCAGCUACUGUUUAUAAUGCAGCUCCAGAGGACAAUGGCAACAACUGUGCAAUUAAGGAAUCUUCCUCCAGUGAGAAAAAUGAACCAGAAGUUCAGUGGACUGCAUCAACCUCUGUGGAACAAGUGAGAGAACGAAGUUAUCAGAGAGCUUUACUUCUCAGUGAUCAUAGGAAAGACAAGGACAGUGGGGGAGAAUCACCUUGUAGGCCAUGCUCACCGUCUCAUGUUCAGUCUCCAUCUCAUUCAAAUCUCAUUUCCCAGUUGCAGCUUAAGGUCCCUUCUUUGACUGAAUUUAUGGAAGAACCUGAUUCUGAAAAUCCAGAGCCAACUUCUGAAUGUCCGUCCCCAGAUACUUCACAAAGGACUUGUAAGAGUCCGUCAAAAGCAAGCAAGCCCUCUUCACCGAAUCCUGUAGUUUCAACGCAGUCACUUGGGAAAACACCCACAAAACCAGAUUCACACUGGGAAACUGCAGCUAAUGCACCUGAGACCGAAUGUGCGAACCAUCCAAAAUCUGAGCUGCAACAAAAACAGCUGACAAACAACGUCCAAGCACUUUCAAAGAAUCAUCCAUCUCAAUCACAUCUGCGCAGUUCUGCUGAGCAACUCUCACAUUCACAGAAGUUGCCUUCCGCACCUUUGAAGCUGCAUUGUCCCCCUUCGCCUCAUGUAGAAAAUCCUCCCAAGUCAUCUACCCCUCACGCGCCUGUGCAGCACGGUUAUUUGUCACCAAAGCCUCACUCACAGCAGUUGGGAUCUCCAUACAGACCUCAUCAUCCACAGUCACCUCAAGUUGGAACACCCCAGCGGGAAACACACCGAACCUUCUAUCCGGCAGCACCGACCCUUCAGCCCAGUAAUCAGCCGCAGGCGAGCGGGCCCCUGUUCACUCAGACAACAUCAGGACAAUCCUCAGCUUCUUACAGUCAGUUUAACCAACAAAAUUUGAACAGCAAUGCGCCACCUCCUCCACCCCCUCCACCCCCUUCUUCUACUUACUAUCAAAGCCAGCAGCCCUCUGGAAACUUUCAGAGCUACAGCCAGCUGAAGGGCAGCAUACCCCAACAGACUGUGUUUUCAUCUGGACCAAAUCAAGCACUUCCUGGCACUGCAGGUCAGCAAACAGUGCCGGGACACCACGUAGCUGCAGGGCAUUUUCUGCCGUCUCAGAACCCCAGUAUUCAUCACCAGGCAUCGGCAUCCGCUGCUCCGCCGCCGCCUCCACCACCGCCUGCGCCAGGGCCUCACCUUGUCCAGCAGCAAAGUACUCAUCAGCAGCACUCUGUAGCACAUGUUGUCGGUCCGGUCCAUGCCAUGGCAGUGGCUCCUGGAUCGCACAUUCAUUCUCAAGCUGCUGGUCACCAUUUGCCACCACCUCCUCCGCCACCAGGUCCUCUCCCCCACCACCAACCUCCCCAUCCUUCACCGGGACACCAAGGUUUGCAAGCACAACACCAGCAUGUUGUAAACUCAGCACCUCCCCCCCCUCCACCCCCUCCCUCCAACGUUAUCGGUUCGGGCCACCACCCGGCAUCAGCACAAGGGUUACACCACCCCUCUCAUCAAGGACCCCCCCAUUUCCCUUCAAACGCUCACACAAGCGUGUCCUCCUAUUCCUCGCAAGCCCCACAUCACACGACGUUAGGACCUGGACCUCAACAUCAGCCUGCUGGCACAGGACCUCAUUGCCCACUCCCUGGUCAGGGUCCUCACAUCCAACCUCAAGGACCAAACAGUAUUGCAACACCUACUGCUUCCGGGUUCUGCCCUCACCCCGGCUCCGUGACCCUUCCCCACGGAGUGCAAGGGCAGCAGCAGGCCUCGCCGGUGCCGGGACAGAUCCCCAUCCACAGAGCACAGGACGGUGCUCAAUGGCUCCACCUCAGAACCAGAGAGGAGAACCAGUGUGGGAGGAAAGCUGAAACGGGAUAGGAGGGGAAGUGGCUGCUCCUACUCACUGAAAAAAAGUGCACCUUGACCAGGCUGAGAAUCAUUGCUGACGAAGGACAGCACACAGCAAGCUUGAGGUCCUCAAAGGAGACGAAUAUAUCCGAUGUCAAAACCAAGAAACCAUUCCUACAGCAGACAGCAUGUGACACGUGGAUUCCACUGAUGUUUCCUGCUGUCUCCACUCUCCCACACACAAAGACUCACACACAGGCUCACACCGUGGGCAAAGAACACUGCAGGCCUUUCCUUCUUCAUCAGCCAGUGAACCCAAGUUUUACAAAAUCUGCUCCGAUCCCAAGACAGAGGUCUCAGAAACACAGGUCCCUGCCUUGCUCCAUGGCAUUUGCCAGCAAUGCAGCAGAGCAGCAAUUCAUUCCUAACCAAGCAGAGCAGGGAGGUUUGGCACUCAAGGGAUUCUGCUCCAUCUCCCAGGUAAACACCCCCAGGAGGCUUGGUCUGAAUCCUUCCUGAGAAGGAAGCACCUGCUGCUGCCCACGUCUCCUUCAACCAACCACUGAGACAAGUGGUGGCAGCAGCUGCAGAAUCUGAAUUCUCACAGAGGGGGGGAAUCGUACAUCUGGCCAACCUGGCAACGUGUCUCAGACCAAAGCAGGUGAGAACCCGUCUGCCAUUAAACUCAGCAAUAUUAUCCGGGUCUGCCUACAGCUCAUCUGGCAUGAUGGGGAAGACUCUUCAGUUUCCUGCUCCUCCACUGCGUAGGAAUGAGGCCUCAAGCCAUGAGGUAUGUGAUGAAGGGAUAACCAUGGAUUACCAGGUUAUCAGGCCAGAUGACCCUUAUUGCUGCAAUCAGCUGGGUGGAAGAGGGACUGAGGUGUCACCUUAUGCAAGACCCGCAGCCUGUGUAAUCGAGGCUCUUGAUAUCCCUUGUUUAUGUAUGACCUGGCUGCCCCCCCCAUUUAUGAUGGCAAUAGUAGGGAAUUUGACUAUGGUCUCACCUCCACUUCUACCAAAAGGAUCAAUCUGACAUUUGAAAUCCUCUGUGAAGAGAAUGAGACGAGUCAAUGGGCUCGCUCAUCUCUCUAUCCCAAAGCAGAGACACCCGUCUAGUAAGAUUUGUGCUUCUGACUGUGUUGGAGCAUACCCAGGAACACUUGUACACAGUGCUUGCUAUACACUUAUAUUUUGUACACCUAAUACAUUUAUCACCAGCAAUCUCACACGAGAACCUACAGCCUGUUGUUUCAAUAAACUACACUAGUCACAAA